This is a messenger RNA of Daucus carota subsp. sativus, 1366 nucleotides long. RefSeq lists its product as uncharacterized. Bases 77 to 1255 code for a protein of 392 amino acids. Lineage: Eukaryota; Viridiplantae; Streptophyta; Magnoliopsida; Apiales; Apiaceae. The transcript is spliced from 3 exons. The record is from RefSeq and is a predicted model, not a curated record. Gene Ontology annotation, molecular function: nucleic acid binding; zinc ion binding.
UAAUUGGAUUCAGCUAAACUGCUAUAUACCUUUUGCUAUAUAUUACAAGGUCUCAAAAAAUUGUUAUGAUUGGCUUAUGGACAAGCCAAAACAUCAGUGGUCAAGGUCUGGGUUCAGAACAAUUACUUCAAGUGAUAUGUUUGUAAACAAUCACAGUGAAGUAUUUAACAAUAGUAUUAGACAAUUCAGGGAUCUUCCAAUAAUAACUAUGUUUAGGGAGAUCCACAAGGCAGUAAUGAAGAGGAUACAAAUGAGGAGAGAUAAAAUGAUGAACAUGGAUAUUACUAUUUGCCCAACUGCACAAAAGAAAUUGAACAAGGCCAUUCAUUUUGCUGGAAGUUGUGUGGUGACAUGGUCUGGUGGUACCUCAUAUAGUGUCAUUACAUCAGAUGGAGGCCACGAGUUGGUUGUGGAUUUGGGUAAAAAAUCUUGUAGUUGCAGGAAAUGGGAUCUCACAGGAAUCCCUUGCUACCACGCUGCAGCAUGCAUCGCCAUGAAAUCAGAGCCAUGGGACCUUCAUAUAAGCAAAUGGUUUAAAAAGGACAUGUACAUCAAGCUUUACAGUUAUACAUUGGAGCCUAUGGUUGGUCCAGAGUUUUGGGAUGAUGCCCCUGAACCAAUGCCUCUACCACCGAAUGUGAAGGUACCAACUGGGAGACCCAAGAAAAGAAGGUCCAGAAAGAAUGAUAUUCCAACGGAUCCAACAAAGUUGAGAAGGGGAGGUGGUACUGUGAGAUGCAGUCAUUGCAAAGCCACAUCACACAAUGCCAGGACAUGUCAAGCUAAAAAAAGUGAUGCCAUGGCAAAAGCUGUUGCUGAAGGAAGAGAUCCUUCCUCUGCUGGUGCAAAGAAGCCAAUCCAAUGCAAAAAAUGCAAAGGAACAGGACAUAAUUCAAGAACUUGCUUAGUGAAGGUAUGUCAUUUUGGCACAUUGCUUGUCGUUUUACUAUGUAUUCAUAUGUAUUGUCAUCUUUUUCAGCAAAAUGAUGGUACAAACGAUGCCUCGAAUGCCACAAGCAAUGCGACAACAGUAGGUACAAACAAUACAAGUGGGAGCUCAAAUGUGCCUCGACCCCCAAGAUUUAAGAGAUGGGCAAAGAAGGCUGCACCAAAGGAUUCAACUGUAGGAGCAUCAACUGCAGGAGCAUCUACUGCACGACCAUCAACUACACAACCAAAUAUGCAAUGGAAGGGGAAGCCUGUGACUACAAUUAGGCAAUUAUUGGCUGCUAAGAAGUGUUCCAAGGAUAAAUAAUCUAAGACAAUACCCUAAGCUUUUUAUGUGUAACUUAUCAGACUACUAGCUUUGAUGUUGGGAUUAUCAGACUUUGUUGUUACAUUUGCUACUAGCUUUCAUGUGCAACUU